Molecule: messenger RNA, 1899 nt
Organism: Alternaria atra
Lineage: Eukaryota; Fungi; Ascomycota; Dothideomycetes; Pleosporales; Pleosporaceae
Exons: 5
Coding region: 1-1899 (632 amino acids)
Source: RefSeq, a predicted model, not a curated record
AUGACGAGCCCAUCGCCAUCAGAAGAAGAGAACAAGCGUCUUCACGACGAUUGCUACCGGUUACUUCGUGCUGAGGUCAAGCUUCAGGAAUGGCGUGACGAAGAGGUGAAGCAAUACGAAAGGCACUUGCUGAAGCAAACCAUUGAGAGAGGCAACACCUCUGAUGCGCUAGAAAAAUACGCGCGGACUUCUUGCCAUCAGCUAUGCGACAAGGUGCUGGAGGUGCUCCCAAGAGAAAUGCGAGACGCCAUCUACCAACACGUUCUCCCUGCAUCUCCCAUCGUCAUGAAUAUCUUUAGAAAUAAUGCAUGCAGAUGCAAGUCAUGCCGCCACGGUAAGAGUACCCUUUGGGACCCUACCCAUCUUCCCCAACAUCUCGAUGAUGUCGACUACGUCCCUCAAGAAUUCUACCGGGAGCUAGUAGAGCAACUCUACCAGACGACCACGUUCGAUUUCGAGGAAGACUUCCAGAAGAUAGCAGACUUUAGGAUCAAUGAUGCCGGAACAACUGAUAUUGUCCCAGUCAAUUAUCCACUCAACAUCUCUAUCCUCAUCAAAUGUCACGUAUACGAUUUUGCAGGUACUUCAUCGCUCGGGGACCAGCCUGGACCAUCCAGGCCCCGACGUGCCCUCUUGACAGACUUGGAGGCACUGUUUGGGUUCAAGACCGGCACGAACAUACGCAUCCAUUUGCAAGUGGACUCCAUCCCAGGUACGGAGAAGGAAGCUUGGGAGUGUGAUACUGUGGUCCCGUUCAUCCUACCUACGAUGCGAAGACUUGUCGCACUUGGCAUGAAGGUGAAGCUGUGUCUCGAGGAUGGUGGGUGUGAGCUUGUCAUCAAGGAUGAUGGAGUUACGAUGGAGGAAAUCAAGGACCAGUUCGAGAAGGAUCAGGAGGCUGCGCGGUGGUCGAACAUGUUCGCCGAUACUACACGCUUGGGAAAGAAGUUCAAACUCAUCCUGAUCCUUCUUCAGCUCCACAUGCAACAAAACAUGGAUGUAACAAUAUCUGAGACCUUGAGAAACACGGGAACUGGUGAGUGUGAUUGCGCAUGUGGACAGCUUAGGAAGCGCGCGUUGAGAACACUCUCCGAAGAAAGCAUUUGCAAAGCCCGUGUUGCAGCGCUGCAACAAGAACUUGCACUUCUAGAGAAGCACCUUGCCAGCAUCACACCAACAACACAGGACGCAAUCGAACAACUCGCAAAAACGGAAUGUCGGCAACUCACGCACGAUAUCAUGACCAGGUUGCCACGUGAGAUACGGGAUAUGAUCUACGUCCACCUCAGUACACGGGAUCGCGAGCUCAUCGAGCGCGAGCAUUUUCGGGUAACCCUAGAUCCGCUAACAAGACUGUACUCGUACGACUUUGAGCGAUGGAAAGCGCAGCACUUCCCGGCGCAUUACUGGAAUCUGCAGUACGUCUCGCAACUCUUCUUCCGCGAGCUCGUAGAAAACUACUACCGGACCAGUACGUUUCUGUUUGGUGACGACCCGGGAGUAAUGAAGCGGUUUCUCAAUGCGGACGAAAUGAAACUUGGGGUUCUCCCAAAAGCGCUGGUUUCCAGUGUUGAGAUCAGGCUUAAUGCUGUGUCACAUGAUCGCGGCUCUUUCCGCGCGUACAUGUUUGGCAUACCAAAGUCACCAGAGCGCAUGCGGGAGGCUCUCGAUGGCAUCUUUGAACUCAGGCCUGGGGCUAAGAUUGUGAUACGAUUUGUGAGUGAGGCAAAGACGAAGGAAGAAAGGGAUGCGCAUUGCAAAGGGGCGAUGACAAUGCUCCUUGAGGAGGCACAGGUGGAGAAGAUGAAGAUGUAUAAGGUCAAGUUUAUAGUUGACGAGGGGCAGGUCUGGGACCUGACGGAGGCGAUGAAGGAUGAGUUGAUGGCGAUUCAUGGGUGA